AUGAGGAGUUUUCUUAGUGGAAGAGCCGUCUUUCUCAUCUUUGCCAUUGGUAAUGGUUUAUAUGCUUGUUGGGUUACACCGAGAACUGGGUUUUGUUCUAAGAUCUUCAUCAAAUCACUUGAACCGGUAUCUAAAUUCCCUGAUUUGAAUCGACCAACGUAUUGGAUGCUUGGGGCCGGGUUCUUGUGGAUAUCACUGUGGAUUUUCGCUGUAAUUGGGGCACUAUAUUUCUACUUCCCUCCAUUGAUUAUAAUUGCUUUGGUAUUGAGCUUGGCUUGGACAGCUGAAGUCAUGAGGAAUGUUGCUAAUGUAACAGUUAGUAGGGUAAUUGCUCUGUAUUAUCUCAGAGGAAUGCAAUCUAGUACCCAAUUUUGUUUCCAAAGAGCAUUGUCGAAAAAUCUAGGAAGUGCUUGUCUUGGAUCCCUUUUUGUGCCUACCAUAGAAGCUUUGAGAAUUGUUGCUCGAGGUUUGAAUUUGCUCGAGGGAGAGGAUGAGUUCAUGUUUUCUUGUGCACAUUGCUGUCUGAAAGUCAUGGAGUCCAUCUUCAGAUGUGGCAAUGGCUGGGCCAAUGUACAGAUUGCUACAUAUGGAAAAGGCUUUGUUCAGGCAUCAAAGGACACUUGGGAACUCUUUGAGAUGCGAGAAAUGGAGCAAAUUGUCGACUCUGACAUGACCAGUGCUAUAUGCUUCCUCACAGGAGUCUGCAGUGGCUCCAUCUGUGUCAUCGUUGUGGCCGCUUGGACUGCCACAGUGCAGCGGAGCUUCACAGCUACCAUAUCCCUCCUUGCCUUCUACAUUGGUUAUCUCAUGACUAGGAUUGCGAUGGCAUUGCCUCAAGCCUGUGUGAGCUGUUACUAUGUCUGCUAUGCUGAGAAUCCCGAUAACAGGCUGUUUGAUAAAUCACUGAUACAAGAUCGUCUCAACUCGAUAAAAUCUGGUCACGAUCUGGUUGUACCAACGCCACGACGACUCCAUCGGAUUUCGAGGUAA
Molecule: messenger RNA, 990 nt
Organism: Ilex paraguariensis (yerba mate)
Lineage: Eukaryota; Viridiplantae; Streptophyta; Magnoliopsida; Aquifoliales; Aquifoliaceae
Source: the annotation of a GenBank genome assembly